Molecule: messenger RNA, 1937 nt
Organism: Cuscuta campestris
Lineage: Eukaryota; Viridiplantae; Streptophyta; Magnoliopsida; Solanales; Convolvulaceae
Source: the annotation of a GenBank genome assembly
CGCAGCGAAGCCGGUUAACCGGUUCGGGUUUACAAACGUUCUUGCUACCCGACUGCCCGUACCAUCAUUUCACAAAUUUCGGUUUUUUCACUGUAUCCGCCGGAAGGGUUUUGGAUUUUGGUUUUGAAAAGGGGAGAGUGGAAAGUAGGAUUUGUCUCUGCUACGGUUUCGCUGAAUCCCAUCAAUGGCCGACGGUUCAGAAGUCACCGGCCCUCCCGUCAAGCUGGAUUGUAAGCCUUCCAAUGAGACCAUUGUCGAACUAUCCGGCCAGGGCGGCACAGAGUCUACCGGCAACAACGCCGCUGCGACCUCGGCCGAGCGCGACGAUGAACUGAAGAUAUCGGACGAGCUGAUGGUGAAAGGAGAUGAGGCUGCCGCAGGAAAAGAUUAUUCUGAGGCUACUGAUUGCUACAGCCGCGCUCUAGAAAUCAGGGCUACUCUAUUUGGUGAGCUUGAUCCUCGAUGUGUGAAUGCAUACUAUAAAUAUGGAUGUGCAUUGUUGCGCAAAGCUCAAGAGGAAGCUGACCCUUUGGUCUCUGUGCCUAAAAGGAAGGGAGACUCCCUACUAAAUUCUUGUAAAGAUGAACCUGCCAAGAGGGUUGUAAGUGCUGAAUCUUCUGCUGCCUCUGUAGAAAGCUCCAAUGGUGAAGGCGAGGCUUCAGUGCAUAAUGAAAAGGAAAUCAAUAAUGAUGGACAUAACACUAGAGCUCUGAAAGAUAUUGAAGAAAAUGAAGAGGAAGAUGAAAGUGAAGAUGAGGACACCUCUGAAGGAGAUGAAGAUGAAUCUGACUUGGAUCUGGCGUGGAAAAUGCUGGAUAUUGCAAGGGCUAUAGUCGAAAAAUGCUCGGAGGACACUAUGGAGAAAGUGGACAUAUUGACAGCUUUAGCAGAGGUUGCUCUGGAAAGGGAGGAUAUGGAAACAUCAUGUAGUGAUUACCUGAAGGCAUUAUCAAUUUUGGAACGUUUAGUGGAACCUGACAGUCGCCGUAUUUGUGAACUAAACUUCAUGAUAUGCUUGUGUUUGGAAACUGGCUCUAAGCCUGAGGAGGCAAUCUCAUAUUGUGAGAAAGCUAUUUCAGUUUGCAAGUCACGGUUGGAACGAUUAGCUGAGGAGGUAAAGACUUCAUUGGUCCCGACAGAAUCCUCAUUGGAUCUUUCUGUCACAAAGUCGAGCACUAUUCCACACUCGACUGACAAUACAGACAAAGAAAUCGAAACAUUGACUGAUCUGUGUAGUGAGCUUGAAAAGAAGCGUGAAGAACUCAAGCAUGCAGUUGCAAAUCCAACUCCUGUUCUCCAAGAUAUCCUGGCAAUGUAUUCUGCCAAGACAAAAGGUUCCGACAAAAUCUCUACUUCAGUUGCAAUGGAUCCCUCACAAGUGGCUACUGUGAAUAGUGGCGGGGGUUUGGACUCUCCAACUGUUUCCACUGCACACACGAAUGGCUCAUCCAGAGUUACCGAUCUUGGGGUCGUGGGAAGAGGGGUGAAGCGAGUGCAUCUAGACUCCAUUGCAUCAGAGACAAAGCCUGAGAAAAAGCCUUCUCUAGAUCCUCCCAAUUGAUGGCCAAUAACAGAGAAAAGGCCUUGCCUAUGGGACACUGGUGAGCUUGACUUAGUAAUUCAUAUGGGGAAAUUACUGUGCUUGCAUACUUGUUUUUUACACUGAAUGGGUCAGUGAAUUUGUAGUUCUGUGUGUGCAAUGUGUUAAGAUGCUUCACAUGAUACUAAACAUUUGAUGGCAUCUUGGCCUGCUUCUGUAUUGACGCCAUAUUUUGAAGUUUUUUGGUUUGCUGAUGCAUUUUGCGGACCGUAAAUUAUGUGCAACGUUAUGGCGUGAUUAAUUGUUUCUUUUAGGCUCUCCGGGUUAUAUGUCGCCUGUGUUGCUCCCAAGCUACUCUCCUAAGGUUGCUGUUUUUUAAGAAACCGUGACUUUUCUA